CUUUUAGAAAACAACUGCAUAUUUGGCAGGCACAGCACGACGAUUCUCUUACGAGGAUAGCAUAUGAAUACUUCCUUCACACUAUGUUUAUAUGGAUCCUAAUUCUAAUCACUGCUUCCUUGAGCGAUGCAGUUUCACUACGUCUUGUUCGCAUCGCAUGCGAACGCGACCCUACUCUGCACUUCUGCGAUUCACAUAUAUUAGGUGACCCAGUCACUUCCACUAAAAAACCGGUUGAAUCGACGACACUUUUUGUUCGGACAAAUGGCAAAGUGCCUGGAUUGAAUAGCGAGGAACAAGAACAGUUUUUCACGUGGCUUACCGAUUUCAGGGACGAGGUGGUGGUGGCAGAUCCUGAGAUCGACACAGAAGAGCUUGAAACUCAACAUCGCCAACACAAGAAUAGGGCCGUGUACUGUAACAAGUACAGGGCCAACUUUGAUCACUACUGCAAAGAUAGUGAUGUGGAGAAACUGGAAGGUGUGCUACCUCAGUUUUGCUCUAUGUACGGACGCCAUUGUGGAAUUGACGAAGAUGACUUCCCCACUCCUGCUCCAUUGCUCGGAUCGAAACAGCAAAUCAAAGCAGAAAUAGCUCCGAUUGCACAAGCGGCUGCUACAGAUUCACCUGACGACUACUGCAAAAAAUUCGCAGAUCAAUACGGACAGUUAUGCGGCGCUUCGAAAUCUGGCUCGGAGGAUUUCUGCAAAUCUUAUAAGAAAGCUUGUGAAAAAUCUGACAAAUCUUCUAGCCCACCUGAAGAGUCUUCCACAUCUUCUAACCCACCUGAAAAAUCUUCUAACUCAUCAUCACCCGGUGAGAGUAGCUCAGCGUCCAAGGAAAUUGACGAGCUUGAACCACCUCCUGAGAAUGAAGCAGGUGGCAAAGCACCGCCAACAACGAAGGAACCAAUGCGUGAUGCAGCAAAGAGUGCUAAAUUAGCGAGAUACUGCGACAAGUACUGGGACAACUUCAAUUAUUUUUGUGCCGGUGAGAACUCGGAAGAGCACGAAAACUUCUGCCAUUCGUAUCGCACCAACUGUCCAGAGAAAGGGGAUUCGGAAGAUGCAGAAGAUGAUGGCGAGGGUGGCAUAGGUGGCCUAGGUGGCGGAGACGACGAUGACGAAGGUGGAGGCCGUUCGAGCAGCAAUCCUUCGCUCUAUCACUUCAAGGGAACGCGCAAAGGAUACUGCGACAAAUUUUCCGUCAACUACGAGUACUACUGCAGAGGGGAGAGCGAUAACCCGAAAAUCACAGCGAAGUUCUGCCCUUCGUACAAGAAAGCUUGCAAGGAUCAACCGCCAGUCCCCGCAAAUCCAUUCACAAAAGCAGAAAGUGGUGCAGCUCCAGAAGAUGGUCCGAACUCAGCCAACUUUCCUGACCUAGAAAAUCCUGGAAAAACGUCGAAGAUACAUUCGAAGGUGAAAAAAGCGGAGAAACUGCGGCCUUGUACGGCCGAUUGCGACAGACGAUUAUUUCCACACUGUACUGAUUCGUGCAAAUGUGACUAUGCCUUUCCAGCUGUGCAGAGGUUCUGCAACCCGCCACCGUUGCCUUUUUUCCUGAACACUUGCAGGUUGUGGUAUUCCGGAUGUCCUAAAUACGAGCAGUACCACUAUGCCUCCCAAUUUAUUUACUCCAAAGCGGAGAAGGGAAAGAAAGUCGAACUGCCGCAGAGCUCCAAGCCGUUCAGCGUUCUUUCACCUAACGGCGAGCGAAUUCCAGUUGUUGUUAAACAACCUGGAGGUGGCAACGUGGCCAGGGAUGAGACACCUUCCGAUACGGUAAGGUGGGAUUCUCCAAUCUCUUUGGACCCAGAGGAUUUUGAACCCGUUCACGAGCGCAAAUCCAAGAAUGCCACAACAGUACAGCAAGCUAGUGCCUCACUUACCAACAAUCAUAACGACAAAGUUGAAUGGUACACGAAAGAAAAUGAGAAUGUCGAGUGGUACACGAAAGAAAACCAAACCCUAAAAGACGAUCCUGGUAAAGGCGCGACACCUACGGAACGGGAGAAAGACGUACCAAUCGUACCAAGUGACAGUGUGUUCUCAAACGCCCUCCAGCAGUAUGGUUCCUUCACUGAUACAAGGGGUAUCCUGCACAGACCUCGCAGCAGAUCGCCCUUCACAAAGCCAGGUCUAUGGGAAGCAAAUCCGGACAAUCCGCACAACAGAGAUCACGCAAACAAGUGGUACUACGCCCCACGAUCUGUCAACGUGGAUUGGCUCAGCGGACAGCUCGCUUGGGGUGCCCAUUGGGCCGUUCCGGCUGCUUCCGUCGGAGGAACUGAUGGUUUCAGUGCAGUGCACUUCCCAACCAUAGGAACAUUCGCCAACAUUCCAGACGAUUACGACUAA
Messenger RNA from Cylicocyclus nassatus, 2360 nucleotides. The record is from the annotation of a GenBank genome assembly. NCBI's taxonomy places the organism in Eukaryota, Metazoa, Nematoda, Chromadorea, Rhabditida, Strongylidae.